Lineus longissimus is the source of this 1995-nucleotide messenger RNA. RefSeq lists its product as uncharacterized. The record is from RefSeq and is a predicted model, not a curated record. Gene Ontology annotation, biological process: response to oxidative stress. NCBI's taxonomy places the organism in Eukaryota, Metazoa, Nemertea, Pilidiophora, Heteronemertea, Lineidae. Bases 1 to 1995 code for a protein of 664 amino acids. The transcript has 4 exons. Gene Ontology annotation, molecular function: oxidoreductase activity, acting on single donors with incorporation of molecular oxygen, incorporation of two atoms of oxygen; heme binding; peroxidase activity.
AUGGAUUAUUAUGACUUUGAUGGUAAAACUGCGACUCCCUGCUCGCACACCAGUUGUCACAACAAUGGUCAGUGUCGGUUGAGAGUGGUCGUCCAGCCGUACUGCAAGUGUCCUCCUGGUUGGACAGGUACCUACUGCGCAGAGGAUCAAGUAGACAUCAAGAAAGUCACAACAUACGUAGAAGAUGUGUUGGCGACAUUCAAGUCAAUCAUGAAUCCGACCAUAUACACCGGCAUCAGCAACGAUUACCUUGGCCGAAUUGAGAACGUCUCAAGGGCAUGCUUUGAGAACACUUGUAACAUUACCGAAGACACCCUUUGCCGACACUGUGAGGGUUGUGCUAACAAGCAAUACAGGACACUCGACGGUCGCUGCAAUGAUCCCCGAAACAUUCUGGCAGGUGGGGUGGAUUAUCCAUUGGACCGGAGUGUCAGUUUGGCUUAUGCUGUACCGGAGACGGACACCUUGCACAUUCCCAGUGCGAGACUUGUGAGUCAGCAGCUGCUAAGACGAGACAAGGUGAAAUUAAGCCCUUAUGAAAACCAACUCCUGACGUUUUUCAUCCAACUCCUGUUGCAUGACUUUGUCGAUCACGGUUUUAAUAAGUCCGACAUCAUGAGUAUACCAAUACCAGAAACGGACCCUGUUUUCCCAGAGCAGACGACAAUUAGAGCGAAAAAGACGACGUACAGUUCAUAUCCUCUGGACCCGAGCGUCCCGCAGGAUUAUGUGGAGUUCGAUAACAAGAACACUGCCUGGUGGGACGCUUCUUAUAUUUAUGGGUUUAGCCCAGGUGUCCAGGCGCAACUCAGGACGUUCGAGAAUGGGAAACUUAUUCUGGACGACGAUGACCGUCUUUUCAUUGACGACAAGACAAUGAUACCCCUCAUUGGCCGACAAGGAGGAUUCUCAGUCGGGUUGUACCUCAUGCAUACGCUAUUUGCAAAGGAGCACAAUGCCAUUUGCGAUAUGCUGAGGAGGAACCACGCGGAUUGGAGCGAUGAAAAACUCUUCCAGGUGUCAAGACUCAUCUUAUCUGCACUUAGCGUUAAGGUUACCCUCACUGAAGCAUUUCAAGCUUUCUACCCCAACGAUCCCGUCUUGCGCCUUUUAUCAAAGGUAAUUCCGUUCGGUGGAACUUUGGACGACCUAGUCGGAGAAGAACUGGCUAAAGAGGUGAAAAAAUAUCGUCCCGACGUAGAACAACAAUUCCAGCCCGUGUUUGGUAAAAGCGCAAUCAAGCGACCUCAGAAUUUUUCGGUUGCGUUUUCGUUGGACGCUUUGUCGUUUUUCCGUCUUCAUAGCGGAUGUCCAGAUUUGAUGGUGGUGAAAAGUCACUUAAACGGGGCCUUGACUGGAAAGAAUUUCACCCUGCAGGAUAUACAAGACAAAGUUAUUGAAAUCAAGAAAGGCCAUACGGACGCUGACCUGUUCUACACACUGGGCACCCAAAGACAAGGUCUUAGUGGCUUGCACAACACUCCCGAGUCGUUUAUCAAUAUGCCCGUGGGUCAGGGGAAUAUCACCGACCUGGAUGCAGUUGGUAUCUUGCGGGACAGAGAACGUGGAUUACCCAGAUACAACAAUUUUCUUCGCGCCUACGGCCUCCCCCCGAAGACGUCGUUCUUGAACCUGACGCACGGCGACGAGGAGCUGGCGAAGGAAGUAGCAAAGGUUUACAACGGCUGCCUCGAAUGUGUAGACCAGACAGUGGGACGUAUGAUAGAAUCAGAGAAGAAGGAUGACUCUUCCAUGGACCCUUUCAUGAAAGACAUAGUGUCGAGAUUUUUGCGGCUUGUCUACUCCGACCGGUUUUAUACUGUCGAUUAUGAUGAGGCUUACUACACUAAAGAGGGACUGGGGUGGAUCAAAAGGAACAACAUGAAAUCUAUUCUGCUCAGACACUAUCCUGAACUGACAAAUUCCCUUGAUGUGGUGGAAAAUGUCUUCAUGCCAUGGGAUAGACCAGACCUUCAGAGUAUCAUUUUAGCGUAA